CAAAAACAUUGUCUCUCUUUGCUUACCAAUAGACAAACCUUAAAGCCACUUCUCAUCAACGAGAAAGCACACACCAAAAAAACCUUUAAAAACCACUCAUCAAAACACCUCAAACUCAUUAGUAUCUAAUGGCACUCGUUAAUGACCAUUCCAACAAGCCUAACUACAUCGCUAAACAAAACUCCUCAUCCUCAGAAGAUCUCUCUUCUCCGGAAAACUACGCAUUGGAUCAACCGGAGGCAGAUUAUGCCGGAGGAGGAGGAGGAGCUUCGGCUUCGAGCAGUAGCACGAUGAAUUCAGAUCAUCAACAAAACCAAGGGUUUGUAUUUUACCCAUCCGGUGAAUCCGUUGAAGAUCACAACUCUUUGAUGGAUUUUAACGGAUCAUCGUUUCUUAACUUCGACCACAACGAGCAUCACGAGAGCUUCCCUCCUCCAGCCAUAAGCUGUGGUGGCUUCUCUUUCUUGGAAGGCAACAACAUGAACUACGGCUUCACAAAUUGGAGUCAACAUCAUAUGGAUGCUAUUAGCCCUAGACUUAUGGAAACUCCGGGUGCAAACCAAGGCCACAAAGACUGGUUAUACUCUGAUUCAACUGUUGUGACCACUGGUUCUAGGCACGAGUCUAUGUCGCCUAAAUCCGCUGGAAACAAACGUUCUUUCACGGGCGAUAGCAUUCAGCCACCUUCAAAGAAACCGAACGGGAAGGCUAAGCCUAAGCCAACAACUUCACCUAAAGAUCCACAAAGCCUAGCAGCCAAGAAUCGAAGAGAAAGGAUAAGUGAACGUCUCAAGAUAUUGCAAGAACUUGUACCUAAUGGCACUAAGGUUGAUUUAGUGACGAUGUUAGAGAAGGCUAUUAGUUAUGUCAAGUUUCUUCAAGUACAAGUUAAGGUACUUGCGACCGAUGAGUUUUGGCCGGCACAAGGAGGAAAAGCUCCAGACAUUUCUCAAGUUAAAGACGCCAUUGAUGCCAUCCUUUCCUCAUCACAACGAGACAGGAAUAAACCAAUCACCAAUUAAUGAAGAGUUUAAUCAUUAAUUAAUUACUCAACAUUAGUUACGUUGUAAUAAGAUCGGGAAGAACAAUGAUUCUCUCGAUGACUUCCACGUAAAUUUUAAAAAUUCCGAUCCGAAGACUAUGUAACGUUAAAUUAUGUAAAAAUCGAGAAGUUCUUAAUGCAUCCCUAUCGAGGAGAAGACAGGAGACAUUAAAAUCACCGAUGAUCAGUUCGAUAGUGGGUCCACACGAGGGUGUAAUCUUAACUACUCCCUCCGUUUUUUAUUAUAUGAUAUUUUAGAAAUGUG
Messenger RNA from Thlaspi arvense, 1307 nucleotides. NCBI's taxonomy places the organism in Eukaryota, Viridiplantae, Streptophyta, Magnoliopsida, Brassicales, Brassicaceae. The record is from the annotation of a GenBank genome assembly.